Sinocyclocheilus grahami is the source of this 791-nucleotide messenger RNA. RefSeq lists its product as uncharacterized. The coding region runs from base 43 to 654 and encodes 203 amino acids. Lineage: Eukaryota; Metazoa; Chordata; Actinopteri; Cypriniformes; Cyprinidae. The record is from RefSeq and is a predicted model, not a curated record. The transcript has 4 exons.
GGAAUAUACUGGGUUGCGAUUGACAAAAUCUAUGCUGAUAUAAUGACAAGGAUACAAGUCACAGUAACAAAAGAGGCUGUAAUAAAACCAAACGUUUGGCCUCUCAGUUCCCCAGAGAUGACAUGUUGGGGUCAACCAUCUGUGUUUCGAUGUUGGAGUGAGAGAGGAACGGAUGUGCAGUACACUUGGUACAGAGUUGGACACCCAAACAACACUGUCCUGCACCAAUCCACUGAUCUCUAUCUCCAUUGUUCAAACAUCACUGAAGACAGUCAGCUUUUCUGCUCGGCCUUUAAUGAUGUCAGCAGCCAGAGUAGCGAAUUUGUUUCUCUGCAACUACUUCAGUCUGCAGACAAGGACAGUGUCUAUCUCAUCUCAUCAAACACAUUCUCUAGCCAUGACUGUAUAAGAAGCACAACAUCACUCUCAACAUCCAUUCAAACGACAGAGAAAUUCCUGAGCUCUGCAACAGUUUCUCAUCUCACAUGGAGUCAGAAUAAAACAAUGUCAUGGACUGGUUUACCACUGUGGUAUGAGUGUCUUCGUUGGAUUCUCUCCUCAGUUAUGAUUACCAUCUUAUGUGUAGUGCACACAUGCUCAAAAUGUACAUCAAGAAGGCUUAGGGCUCAAGGCAAACACCCCAAAGACAUCUGAUUGUGAAACAUGGUUGCAGCUUCAUUACAAGUUUUCUUUAUUUAUGGUGUGCAUGUACACAUUUUGCAUUCUUUUUAAUUCACAUUGACUUAUAUUCCUUGAUAUUCCUUGUUCUUAUCCACAAAGUGUACAAUUAA